Molecule: messenger RNA, 1820 nt
Organism: Pisolithus orientalis
Lineage: Eukaryota; Fungi; Basidiomycota; Agaricomycetes; Boletales; Pisolithaceae
Product: PALP-domain-containing protein
Exons: 16
Coding region: 113-1513 (466 amino acids)
Cellular component (GO): cytoplasm
Molecular function (GO): cysteine synthase activity
Source: RefSeq, a predicted model, not a curated record
UUCAUUAGAGGGAAUAACUGUAGGAAGUUGGCUGGAAGUGAUAUUUUACAUUGAUACAAAGGUCUGAUCCUGUAAUGAUUUUUGAUACUGAUAAGUAUGUGAUUUUGAGGUCAUGCCUGGUUAUUCCUGCAGCAUGAAAUUCUCUCAUUCUGUUUUUUCAUGGCUCUCAAAUAAUGCACUUCAGUAUGGAUUCUUCGUUGUGCUGGCCCUGUCGAUAGCGUCGUCGUCGUUGGCCGGCCACCUACGAGAGCGCAAGCUGAGGAGAAGAAACUUUUUGACGCAUCCUACUGAGGUCAAUAGAUGCAGCGAGAUUCUGGAUGGUGUGACUGGGCUCAUUGGGAACACACCGUUGGUGAGGAUUAGCUCCUUGAGUGAGGCACUUGGUAUCGAGAUACUUGGCAAAGCUGAGUUCCUCAAUCCUGGAGGUUCUGUCAAAGAUCGUGUCGCUCUGCGAAUGAUUCAGGAUGCUGAACGGCAAGGAUUACUGCACCCUCGGACAGGCUUCCGCAUAUUUGAGGGAACUGUGGGAUCUACAGGCAUUUCGAUAGCGACUAUUGCCAGAGCUAGAGGGUAUGACACGACAAUUAUUAUGCCGGAUGACGUCGCUGAAGAGAAAGUAAAAGCUCUACUGUGUCUUGGAGCUGAGGUACGACGUGUGCGGCCUGCCAGCAUUGUUGACCAAAAACAAUAUGUGAACAUGGCACGCCAAGCGGCUCUCCAGUUUGGAGUGGAGGACGUGGCUGAAGGGAUUGAGGGAAUGCAACUUAGCCACGAAAUACCGACGGGGUCGCCAUCUUCGGUCACCACGGAGACGUUGCGUGCCCAGACAGGGGAAAGGAUCGUCGACGACCAGGAUGAUGAUCCCGCAUCGAAGCCAAGAGGCUUUUUCGCUGAUCAGUUUGAGAACAAGAGCAAUUUCUACGCGCAUUAUGAGGGAACUGGUCCAGAGAUAUGGAGACAAACGAGUGGAAAACUCCACGCUUUUGUCUCUGGUGCAGGGACGGGAGGGACUAUUGGCGGCGUUGGUCAUUAUAUCAAGUCGAUGAACAAGGAUAUCAAGGUUGUGCUUGCUGAUCCCGAAGGCAGUGGCCUUUUCAACAAGGUCAAGUACAACGUGAUGUAUGACCGCAGAGAGGCGGAAGGAACGAAGAGACGCCACCAAGUUGAUACAGUCGUCGAGGGAAUUGGCAUCAAUCGUAUGACCAACAACGUUAGCUUGGCGCUCCCGAUCGUUGACGACGCGUUCCGGAUAACGGAUGCAGAGGCUGUUGCUAUGUCUCGAUAUCUCAUCAAACACGAUGGAUUAUUCCUUGGAUCAAGUAGUGCGUGCAAUUUAGUCGCAUGUGUGAAAUUGGCUCGUUUGUUGGGCUGGAAAGAGGGUCAGACGAUCGUAACCGUGCUGUGUGAUUCGGGUACUCGUCACUACUCCAAGUUCUGGAACGAUGACUAUCUUCGGAGAGCGAACAUUCCGAUUGACGAGACUCUUAUCGAAACGCUCCUCAACACACCAUAAUCAAGUAUUAGUAUAACCAGCGGAGCACGGGAAACCUAACGAUGCAUGCAGUACAGAUGUGGGCUAUGAUAUGAUGAGUUAGUACGGAUGCACAGGUAUUAUCGGUCGCGUGUAGUCGAAUCACUUUGCGGCCACGAGGACGAAGAUAUGGUAGGCGAGGCGAAAAGGGAUUUAGGUUGCGCAAUAGAGCUAUUGUCGCUGGUCGAGGGGAAAGCUGCGGUGCUAGGAGGGAUGCGAGACUGAUCCUUGGAAGGUGAGGUGGUGUGUGACUGUUGGGAAUGUCCGCUGGCUCUGCGAAAUCGAAGUC